AACAUUUUCUGAAUGAGAUUUUUCUUCAGAUUUCUCGGGAGAAAUUUCGCUCCGCUAAAAUUCAGACGAAAACGCGACGAAUGCUUCUUCCAGAUGUAUCCAGUUUCUAUUAUCUCCUGAUAAAGUCGCGCGUGUGUGUGAAAUUCUUCACAAUAUAUUCUUAUCCCCCUUUUCUCAUACUCGUCAUCAGAUUAGAUAAAGAGGGCUUGGUUCGGUCUCUACUAAAACGCGACGUACGUAUCAUUUCAAACGGUUAAGUUUCACAGGUGAAAAACUGGUGCGAAAAAGUUCAAAAACAUGGUGUCUCUGGAGACUAUUGCGAGCAUAGUGCUCAAAGUGCUAAAAUUGGUUCUCAACCUUAUUAUUAUAAUUCUAUAUCGUACGGGAUAUGGUGGAGAAUUUUUAGGAGUCGGAGGCACAUGGAACUUGAAUGAAGAUAAAAAUCCUGAUGCCGAAAUUGUCGCUUCUGGCGUCUUCGUUGGUUUCUUCAUCUAUACGAGUGUAGUACUUAUCAGUUACUGUUUUGGAACAACAGAGCAGAAAAAGACCCUUGUAGAAAUUAUUAUGAAUUUUACCGGAACGUUUAUGUUCGUGGCUGUCGGUGGAACAGCUCUACAUUACUGGCACGGUUAUCAAAACGAUCAGAAAUUUAUAUAUGAUACAUCUGAAAGACAAAUUGGCUUAGCUGUGGGCUCGCUGUGUGUCAUAGAAGGCGCAAUGUAUUUGGUGGACUUGAUAUUAAGCUUCUUACAUUACGCUAAAGAUGAAUUCAAUUAAAGACAAGAGUAUUGUGAAAUGACAUCACUGACAUAACGAGUACAUUUUUUUUUUUUACAUUUUGUUCUACCAAAAUCAAUUUGUCUUUUAUAGCAAACAAUUCAUAUCGAGUGUCAUAAAAAAAAAAUCUUGUAGGUUGAACAAUCGCGAUCGCGCGCGCGCGCGGAUACUUCUCAUAAGAAAAAGUAUGUGUUAGUCAUACGUUUGUCGUAAGAUUUCUCUUUGCAGAGAGUGUGAACAACCUUGUCUCUAUUCAAAAAAGAAACAAGGUCUUCUCCCAUUGCACUUUUUUUUAUAUACAUAUAUAUAUUUAUUCACAUACAGAUUUCCAUUAUACAAAACUAUGUGUAUCAAGUAAUCAAAUUUAUUACAGAAUUUUUAUAAUAAAACGAAUUAAAAUAUA
Molecule: messenger RNA, 1180 nt
Organism: Pseudomyrmex gracilis
Lineage: Eukaryota; Metazoa; Arthropoda; Insecta; Hymenoptera; Formicidae
Gene: Ssk
Product: protein snakeskin
Exons: 4
Coding region: 298-777 (159 amino acids)
Biological process (GO): septate junction assembly
Source: RefSeq, a predicted model, not a curated record